Molecule: messenger RNA, 7206 nt
Organism: Didymodactylos carnosus
Lineage: Eukaryota; Metazoa; Rotifera; Eurotatoria; Philodinida; Philodinidae
Source: the annotation of a GenBank genome assembly
AUGUCUUCGUCUGGAACAGUAUCUACUUUUCAAUGUCGUGUACAAUAUCUCGAUGAUACGGAUCCAUUUUCAAGUGUUAACUUACCAGAACCAGCUCGUCCUCCUCUAUUUACGUAUUUAGUUGAUGUUCCACUUAUCAAUCAACUUAGUAGUGUACAUAAAGUUUUAAAUGCUCCACACAAGCUUGCCGAUUGUGCACUUCAAUUGUAUCGACAAGAUGGUAGUAGAUCUGAAUUUGGACCCUAUCUUGAUUUAGAUCAAACAUUAGAAGAACAAAAGGAAGAAUUAGAAGGUUAUACUGACGGCCGAAAAUGGUCGAUAGUACUUCGUACACAACUGACAGUUCGUGUAAAUGCGUGUAUAGACAAAUUAUUGAAUUCCGACGGUCGAGAAUUAAGACGUUCAUUAUUUUCACUAAAACAGAUAUUCCAAGAUGACAAAGAUCUUGUACAUGAAUUUGUAAAUAAUCAAGGCUUACAAUGUUUGGUGAAAAUUGGUGGUGAAGCAGAUCAAAAUUAUCAAAAUUAUAUAUUGAGAGCAUUUGGUCAACUGAUGUUAUAUGUCGAUGGUAUGAAUGCUGUAAUGUCACAAAAUGAAGUUGUCCAAUGGCUUUAUUCCCUGGUCGAAUCGAGUUUUCGUCUUGUUGUUAAAACAAGUUUAAAAUUAUUGAUCGUAUUUGCAGAAUAUACCGAAACAAAUUCAUUAUUGAUAUUACAAGCUGUUAAUUAUGUUGAUAAAUCAAAUCGCCGAUUAAUGUGGUCAAAUGCAAUGAAAAUUUUAAAUGAAUACGAUAAUACACCAUCUGAAGUGGUUUUAUUAAUUAUAACAUUAUUUAAUGCCGUUUUAUCUAACGUACCUGAUCAAGAUACGUUUUAUGAUAUGACCGAUGCUUUUGAACAGCAAGGAAUGCAAAAAGUUUCACAAUAUUAUUUAAAUAAAAAACCAGCAGAAACAGAAGUAGUUGAACAAUUCAAUAUUUACGAAGCAACAUUAAAACAUGAAGAUGGAGAUGAUGAAUCGGCAAUUGCCCAAAUGAUGAGUGGUAGUAAAAAAGGCAUGAACAGAGGAGUAACAUCAUCUGGAUCACUAUCAAAUAUCUAUGAUUCUACUGCGUUAAGUUCAUUGCUGAUAUUACCUACACCGUCGAUAUCGGACGAUGAUAGUUAUCAUUAUCAAAAAUAUCAGCAACAUUCGACUUUAAUCGAUUCCAUACUAAUAGAUUCAGGCCAACAAGACAAUGAAGAUGCUAUUGAAGAAGAUCACACAGAAUCAUUGGAUGAAGAUCCUAAUUCUAGUUUGAUUGAAAGGAAAACAAGAGUGAAAAGUGCAGUAUCUGAUCGUCAUAGCAUGCGACGGAGUAGUUCUCAUAACAUUCCGACGAGCGAUGGAGUAUUAAAACAGAAUAAUUUACUUAUAAACGAUGCAACAAUUAACAAUAAUAAGAGCAAGGAACAAGAAGUACCGAAAUCAUCUGGCUCGGCUAUUCGUCGUAUGCAAAAUCGUUGGGAAGCUGAAACCCAAGAACGUGAAGCUGCUGCAGCUAAGGCACAAGUACCAAAAUCUCAGCCGUCAAGCACAGCCGGACGUCAGAGAGAUCGAUGGGCAACGUCAGAAACAGGAGCUGAACAACAGCCACAAAUAAACAAUCAUCACGUUCUUCAGAAACUACCUGAUUUAGAUAGUGUAAAUAAACGUCUCAAUUCUGCCAACAAAUCAACAUCGGUCGAAAGUCAUGCAGUUCCUUCAAAUACAUCUAGUCGUUUUUCUCGUCCAUCAGCCACAGUCGACACCGUGGAUGCUCCGACAUCGCCUGUGUCCACAACAGUUCUGUCACCAUCAGGUCAUCGAGGAUCCGAUACAAGGUUCUUUCCUCCGCAACAUAUGACAACUAUCUCACCACCACCAACAACAAAUUCUCGACCCAUGUUGGCAACACAUAAAAAUGGUGCCGCUGUGGAAACGUUAAUUCGGCAGGCUGGUGCUCCAAAUAUGUCCGAUUCAACGAACAGUAACAAUAUACUGGUGAAAGAACCAAAAGUUAUUUCAUCAUCAGACUGUGUCGGUGCUAUAACAAGAGCAAAAGAAAGUCUACAAGCAGCCAGUAUAAAACAACCAACUACAGCGUCCGCCGGUAUCGGUUUAUCAGCACAAUUACCAAGUGAACUAGCCAAUAAACCACGUUCGGAAAACGAUUUGCAGUGGGAAUAUAUUGUUGGAAAAGUGUUGAAUAGGAAAUUGGUUGUACAAGAUCUUAAUUUUGAAGAAUUGGAUGAUAAGGAUGAUGUUAACUGUAUGACGAUUGGAGGAAAACUUACGGGACCUCCAAUGCCACCACCAAUGAUGGGCGGAAUGUCGAAUGGUUUGCCACCACCACCUCCACCAAUGAUGGGCGGUCCACCACCACCUCCACCAAUGAUGGGCGGUCCACCGCCUCCUCCACCGAUGAUGGGUGGUCUACCACCUUCUGUUUUAUCGGGAAUUAAAUCACCUCCAGUUGCUAAUGGCAUCCCACCUCCCGCACCGUCUUUACAACAACAAGCGAAAUCUAUGAAAACAGUCCGUUUACAUUGGAAAGAUGCAGCAAAUCCGUCGAACAAUAUGAUGCCAUCAUCUCCAUCGGAUUCGAUAUGGUCAUCAUUACAAAAAGUAAAAUUAGACACGGAAAAAAUAGCACAGUUAUUUGAAUUGAAACAAGCCGAAGUUAAAUUAAAGAAAGGUGGUGAUGCUAAAAAAGAAAUAACUGUACUCGAUACAAAACGAUCAAAUGCUAUUAAUAUUGGUUUAACAGUACUACCACCAGCGAGAACAAUCAAAGCAGCUAUCUUAAAAAUGGAUAAUAGUGUUAUUAAUAAAGAAGGAAUUGAAAAAUUAUUAACAAUGUUACCAACUGAAGAAGAAAAAACCCGUAUUAUGGAAGCACAAGUGGCCAGCGCCGAAAUCCCAUUAGGUAAUGCUGAACAGUUUCUAUUAACAUUAGCAUCGGUAGCUGAACUAGAAGCAAGAUUAAAACUAUGGUUAUUCAAACUUGACUUUGACAAUGUUGAAUUGGAAAUUGCUGAACCCUUAAUGGAUUUAAAAAAUGGUAUGAAAAAUCUAAAAGAUAAUGGAACAUUUCGAAGAAUAUUAGAAGUACUGCUCGCCAUUGGAAAUUAUUUGAAUGGUGUUGAGUCUCCUGGUUUUCAACUCGAUUAUUUAGCAAAAGUUCCUGAAGUAAAAGAUACAGUCAAUAAACAUUCGUUAUUAUAUCAUGUAUGCAAUGUUGUUGUGGAGAAAUAUCCUGAAACAACAGAUUUAUAUUCUGAAAUUGGAGAAUUAACACGAUGUUCAAAGGUCGAUUUUGAUGAAUUAGAACUAAAAUUGAAUAAAGUUGAAAAUGAUUGUCGAGCAUCCUUUGAUUGUUUAAGAGCAAUAAGCAAACAUGAAACACCACAAAUAAAAACCAAAUUAUCCGAAUUUUUAAGCGAUUGUGCUGAACGUGUUUGUCUAUUACGUUUGAUUCAUCGUCGUGUUAUUAAUCGUUUUCAAAAAUUUUUAUUAUGGCUUGGAUAUCCACGAAGUAUUAUUCAAGAAACAAAAAUUACACAAUUUUGUAAAAUAUUAAGUGAAUUUGCUUUGGAAUAUCGAACAACACGUGAUAGAAUUACGUUACAGAAACAAAAAAAACAAAAUCGUGGUGAAAGAAAUAGAACAAGGGGAAAAUUAAUUACAGAAGUAUUUCCUGAAAAAAGUAAUAUGCUUCGUCAUCAAAUUGACACACGAACAGAUGACGAAUUAGAAUAUAGUCAUGGAAUGAAGGAUAUAAAAAUAAACCAUAAUCUGAAGCCGAUAACAUCAAAAGACAGUGGAAAUGCUAAUAAUAACAGUAAUAAACUAACCGUCGGUGGUCUAAAACAACAAGCAGCACCAUCGGGUUUAGCGGCAGCAUUUAGUACAUCAAAAAGUGAACAAAUGAUGCCCGGACAUCGUGUUCGAGAAAAAGCGGGACUUACUAAUGUGAGAAAACCAACAGUUCAGUCAUCGACCAAACAAGCAGCAGCAAAUGAAACAGAAGGUUUUGAUACAGGAGACGAAUUACUUGAUGAUUUGGUUAAAAAUGCCACGUUAACUGCAUCAAAAGAUGCCUUAAAACAAAGAAAAACGGCUCGUUAUGGACAGAGAAAAUCUCCUUUUGAAGCUUUAUGUUUCAACGAUGAAAAUGUUUUGGAUGAAUUGAAUAAUAUACAAAAUAAAUUUUCAUCAUUUCCCUUUGGUUUUGGUGAAUCUUCUUGUGAAACUGAAGUUGGGAAAAAUAAUCAAGAUGAAAACAUGUUCAAUGUAUUUAUGCAACUCGGUCAUUAUGCUGAUUUAUUAAGUGCAUCACAAGCAUUAGUUACCGAUUUGAAAAAUAUUGCUGGUAAUGAUAAUGUAUCUAAUACACAAGCUGUUAGAGAACAACAUGGACGAGAUGAAUCUUACCAUAAGGUGCCAAUGCAUCAUUGGGAGGUUAGUCUGAAAUUGAUAUUAUUAAACUUUGUAUCAUUACUUUGUUGUCAAAUAGGUAUGUGUUCAACAAGUGCUUCAGGAACUCAAGCCGUCCGAUACGGAACAAUGAGAGAAAAUGUCAUAAAUAUGGAAGUAGUAAUGGCCGAUGGUAAUAUUAUCAAAACAGCCGGACUCAAAGGUCGUAGUAGAAAGACAUCCGCCGGUUAUAAUUUGACCAAUUUAUUUGUGGGCAACGAAGGUACUUUGGGUAUUAUUACCGAAACGACUCUUAGACUCCAUGCUGUACCAGAGGCGAUUUUGGCUGCUGUUUCUCCGUUUAAAGAUUUUCGCUCGGCUGUUGAUGCUACUGUAGACGUAAUGCAAAGUGGAUUGCCAGUGGCUCGAAUUGAAUUUUUAGACGAAACGAUGAUUGAUGCAUGUAACAAAUUUAGUAAACUAAAUUUAGAUGUGGCUGCAACAUUAUUUUUAGAAUUUCAUGGAACUAAGGAUAAUAUUGAUGCUCAAGGAAUAGCUGCGGAGGAAAUAUGUAAAUCAUUUGGUUGUUUAAAAUUUGCAUUUUCAAGUGAAUUAGAAAAAAGAAACGAAUUAUGGAAAGCCAGACACAACGCUGCGUAUGCGGCUCAGGCGAUGAAAGCAGACUCGAAAAUGUACAGUACAGAUGUUUGUGUACCAAUUAGUCAAUUGCCAGAAAUGAUUGUUUACGCCAAAAAAGAGUUGGAACGAUUGAAACUAUUAGGACCAAUUGUUGGACAUGUUGGUGAUGGAAAUUUUCAUGUUAUUCUUGUUUUUGAUCCGAAGAGUAAUGAAGUAACUGAACGAGUUCAUGAAUUUUCCAAGAAUCUAGCAAAUUUGCUUUAUUUAUUCAAUAUGGCGGAAGCCGCAGUAUAUGCUACUGAUGCUGACCAAUUACGCAUCGUAAUAAUUGCUCAACCAAAAGAACUUUACCAAUGCCGAUAUCGCAGUGAUUUUAACGAAGAAAAAAGUCGUUCAGCAAGAUAUAUUCGUAGCAUAGAGAAAAAUAGUGAAUAUCCAACUAUAAAAAUUCCAACUGAAUAUUGUAGCAGUCAAUAUCUUAUUCGAGUAUCAUUAACAACCGUACCAGAUGAAACCGUUCCAGUUCGAUGUGUUCAUCCGUAUUCACUUGAAGCACCAAAAUCAGACACAGAUGUGCGUCGAGAUGAGAGAACAAAUUCAUUGUAUUUUCCAAUCACACAACAUGAUAUACAAAGUAACGGAGUUAAAUGUUUUUGUCACUUGAUGUUAAUUAAAUCCAAACAAGACCAACUGAGUUUAUGUGGUCCAAUUAGUUUGUUUGAUCAUGAUGGAUAUGAUAUUCCACGUGUUGAGAAUCAAAAAGACAAUCCAAAAAAUUUAAUACAAGUCUAUAAGUUGUACAAAUCACAACUAGUUUUUACUGUCGUUGAACUAAAACCUGAUGGAUUAUGGGCAAUUCUAAAUUCAACAACGGCAUAUUCACAGACAAUGAUUGAAAUAAAAAGGAAAGAACAAUCUGUUGAUAAGAAUGCGUGUCAAAUUCGUAAAUAUGCGCCAAAAUAUGGUGAAUGUAUUGGAGGAGAUGAUGUAAUUUUAAUUUUGAAUACUAAAAUUGAUAAAAAAUCUCCAUUAAGUAUUCGUUUUGAACAACAUGAAAAUGAUAAAUUGAUUUGGGCGACAUCUAUUAAUGAAUUUGAGGCUACUGAUAAAAUAAUUACAUUUAAAUCACCACCGUACAUAUCUCAACAGACAAAUAAGUUAAUUGCUGUUGAUAUUGUAUUAAUUCAAGAUGGUGCUAAAAUUGAUCGAAAACAAUAUUUUUAUCAAUCAAGAAAUACAGAUUACACAAAUUUAUGUUCGAAUUGUCGUCAACCAUCAAAUAUUUCUUUAACGUCAACAUCAUCAUCUUCAGAGGAUAAACCACCAUCAGCUAAGCGAUUUUUAUAUGAUAAGAGUGAUCAAGUAGCUACGAACUGUAUUGAUAGUAGUAAGUCUCCAUUUGUAGUAAGUCUAUCAUCGCCAUUGUACAUUAUUUUUCUUUCUCUCUUACCAGCAAUAAAGGACUUUGUAGCAAAAUUAGUAAAUUGUAUGGCUGAUUUAUUAACAAAUAACGAUACUCAACCAUUAAUUAAUCAAACAAAUAAAUUAAUUAAUAAACGAAAAGACAAUCUAUUACAUCGAACGAUUGAAAAUGGGCACACAUUAUUGGCUCUACAACUAUCGAAAGCGGUUGCUAAACUACCCAAUAAUAUAAUUGAAAGAAAAAAUAAUAAUGGAGAAACAGCAAUUCUAUUAGCGGCAAAAUUAAAUAACAUAGAUGUAUUAGAAACACUAUUAUUAAUGGAUCUUAAAUUUAUUUAUGCUUUAGAUAAUGAAAAUAAUAAUAUUUUUCAUUUAUUAACAUCACAACAAAAUUCAAAUAAGACAAUUGAAUUUAUUCUGAACUUUUUAAAUAAUAAAUCGAUUAAUAUCAAAGAAAAAUUUGAUAAACGAAACAAAUUCAAUGUAACCCCAUUACAAUUAUCUGCUCAAAAUAGAAAUUUUGAAGGUACAAAAAUGCUAAUCGAAAUUGGACAUUUUAACACGGAUGUAAUUGAUGAAAAAUUGGUACUAGCAAUUAGAAAUAAUGAUUUAUCGAUGGUUGAAUAUUUUAUCAAUGAUCUAAAAUUGACUGAUCAAUCAAAAUUAAACAUGCCAUUACAUAAACUUGAUAAAACUAACUGUUUGUGA